This is a messenger RNA of Prorocentrum cordatum, 2228 nucleotides long. NCBI's taxonomy places the organism in Eukaryota, Dinophyceae, Prorocentrales, Prorocentraceae. The record is from the annotation of a GenBank genome assembly.
CAGGCUUCGAGGGGCGCCGCCUCCUUUUGCUGUCCCUCCUCCUUGGCCUUCCGCGGCGAUUUCCCCCUCGGCGGCCCUUCCCCUCGUCCCCGCCGGUGCCCCCGUUCGGCCCGAGCAGCUGGCUGGCGGGCGGCCGGCGGGUGAUGUCGCGGAGCGCCCCGAUACGCAUCCAGCUGAAGCAGCGCUCCGGGCCAGGAGCCGGCGCCCUCGCAGCGCGCGCCGCGGGGCAGCUCGCCGAGCCGGGGCGGCUCGGAGGAGAGCGGGCCCGCGCUCCGCCGGCCCCGCCGGAGCGGCCGCCGACGCCGCCGCCUGAGCCGCCCGCGGCCCCGUCGCGGAAGGAGAUGUCCUCCUCGGAGGACAUGGCCGUCGCGACCAUGGCCGCCGCGGGCCUCUCGGAGGCGUCCGAGAGGCCCGCCGAGCCCUCCGAGGAAGAGGCGGCCCCGGAGGCCCCGAGGAGCGGCCCCGGCGAGGGCGCCUCCGCUGACGCGGCCCCGCCAGGGGGCGAGGCGCCGCCGGCGCCGCCAGGGGCGGCCGUGCUGGCCAGCUUCGGUGGGCUCGUCUCGCUGCUGGACGUGGGCGCGCUGGCGGAGCUGUUCAGGACCUUCCACAGGGAGGUGGACGAAUUCGCGCAGGCCGAGACCGAGAGGCAGUUUGAUUUGGACGCCCGGGGCAAGAAGGUGCGCAAGGACGUCAGGGGGCUGCAGGAGGCGCUGCAGGGCCUCCUGGACGACUGCGCGCCCGACGGCGGCGUCUCGGAUGACGACGACGACGCGGACGGGGACGACGCGGAGGCGGACGGCGCAGCCCAGCACGUGCUCUCCAAGCACAAGGUGCCACAGGUCGUGCGCCUGGUCGCGGACGACCAGCGCGCGGUGCAGGACGCCUGCGAGCUCAUGUCGGCCUUUGUGGAGAGGCACUUCGCGAGCAGCAAGGAGCUCCGGGCGCUGGCGGAGCAGCCAGAGCCUGCCGCCCUCCUCCGCGGCCUCCUGCGGGUCGCGGUCGCUGAGCUCGAGGAGGCCGCCGAGGCGGACAAGAAGAGCGCCAGCAAGGAUGACUCCAGCGACAGCAGCGCCGAAUCCGACGGCAAGCCCGACGGUAAGAAGGCCGAGCCCGACGGCAAGAAGGCCGAGCCCGACGGCAAGAGGGACCGCAGCCGCUCCCGGGACCGCCGCUCACGGGACCGCAGGGAGCGCAGCGGCAGUGACCGCAAGCGCAGAGACCGGGACGACGACAGGGACCGCAAGGGCCGGGGCGACGACCGGGACCGCAAGGGCCGGGACGACGACCGAGACCGCAGAGACCGGGACGACGACCGGGACCGCAGAGACCGGGACGACGACCGGGACCGCAAGGGCCGGGACGACGACCGGGACCGCAAGGGCCGGGACGACGACCGGGACCGCAAGGGCCGGGACGACGACCGGGACCGCAAGGGCCGGGACGACGACAGGGACCGCAGAGACCGGGAUGACGGUCGUGACCGUAGAGAUCGGGAUGACGACCGGGACCGGCGCGACAGGGAGCGCCGCGACCGCAGCGGCGACCGGCGUGACCGGGACCGCAGCAGGGACCGCAGCAGGAGGAAGAGCGCCGACCGCGGCAAGGACCGCAGCAGGGACCGCAGCAGGAGGAAGAGCGCCGACCGCGGCAAGGACCGCAGCAGGGACCGCAGCAGGAGGAAGAGCGCCGACCGCGGCAAGGACCGCAGCAGGGACCGCAGCAGGAGGAAGAGCGCCGAGCGAGGCAAGGACCGCGACGGCGACCGCAGGGACCGCGACCGCCGCGACGACAACCGGGACGAGCGAGAUCGCCGUGACCGUGACCGCCGUGAUGAGCGGGACCGCGACGACAGGGGCGGCGAUCGCCGCUCCAGGGACCGCGACCGCCCUGUUCGGGAAGACCGGCGGGAUCGCGACGACCGUGACCGCCGCUCCCGAGACCGCGGGGGAGACCGCGAACGCCGGGACCGCGACGGGCGCUCCCGAGACCGUUCCCGAGACCGCGGGGGUGACCGGGGCAAAGCGUCCGACAGGGACCGCGACCGCGACCAGGACCGCGGCGAGAAGGAGGACCCCGGGCCGCGCGCCAAGUCCGCCGAGGACCGCGACCGCGGCGGGAAGGAGAAGGGGGGUGCCAAGGAGAAGGACGACGACCUCGCCGGGGCCCCAGACGAGCCCGACUCACCUGGCGUCCCGCAGGGCAGUAGGUGGGAAGCUCCUGAGAUCUAA